CUCUGUCAUAAUCAUUAUAUUCAUCUAAGCUUUCUUAUUCCACUGCCAUUACCGUCCUAUUAUAUGAACUAAUACAAAUUGCAAAGCGCGUGGUGUUUUAGCUUUGCUAAUGAACUAGACUAGAAAUUGAUCUGUCUAGUUGCAUUAACACAAAAGACAAGAGAGACCCAAGACUUGUCUUUCUUUAAACCAGCUUGAUGUUGUGAUGAGAGGCCUCGAGAGAGCAUCAUCCUCUAAUAAAGGCCACUCUCGUCUAUGCUAUAGAUAUCCUCCUCUUGAUAUUCCCCUGCCAUAGUUUGUAAGGCUCUCACUUCCUCUUCUAUAGAAGCUAGGAUAGAUAAGGCUUCUCCGUGUCGAACUUUUAAUGAUAUCUUAAAGCGCUUCUUAAAUCCCUCAAGCCAUCUAAUGCUGAACUCUAGGACUGGCUUGCUAGAGUGUUGUAGAAACUAGCGCUAUAUAUCUCUUGCCUUUGUUUGCAGAAGCUCUCUAGUUGUAAAUCCCCCUCUUGCUUUAAUACGCUGCUGCCAUGUAAACAGAACCUUCUCUAAGUCAGGCUAGAAGCCUUCUCGAAGUCGCAUGCCUUGUGGUGUAUUAUCUCGUCGAGGUGGGAGAAGCGUAGACUUAAGGAUUCGGAAACAGUUGACUGGCUACGUUUGUGAUUGUAUUCGUAGAGGAACCAUUCGAUGCAUUGCUUCUGUGUAGGCUUUAGGUGCUGUCGAUGUGCCUAGCGACGAAGGGCGCGCCUUUGUUCUAAUUUAAUACUGUGCCUCUGGCUCAUGAUCCUAAGAAUACGUCAGACUGGAUAUAACAAUAAUAGGGUGGAACUGUAACGAUUAUCGUAGUAUCGUAAGUUGUGUGGAAAUAGAAUUGGUUCCGAAAAAUAUAUCGCUAUAUCAAAAAUAUCGUUGUAUCCAGGAUCGUUAUAACUGGGGUUGACUGUACCUCCAUUGUUGCUAUUAUUACCAUUAUCGCAUUAUCGCACAUUUGCCCCUCUGACGUUUUGUUUGAGAGAAGUUUCAUAACAGAACAGGAGCAGCCGCAGCCUCGCUAAACCCAAUCUGACCCCUGGCCCUGCUCACCUUCGCAACCACCAUAUACCCGCCAAACCUACCCCCAGCCGCCGCUACGAGGCUGGACCUGACGCAAACGUAGCAAAGACGAGGAACCUCCCAAACGGGCACAGAAAAACCACCCAGCACAGCUCUGCUCGCGACGCGCGUGCCUUGCCUCAAACGUAUAUUUCCUUCUUCAACAUCCCCGACCGGUAAACAGCAGGCACCAGCAACAAACAGACGCCCAACCUUCCCCGCGCCCACCCCCCACCAUCCAUCGGCGGACGACACACCACAGAGCCCCCCCCUUCCUCCCAUUGCCGCGAUGUCGACGUCCUCGUCGCGCUCGGCGCGGGGCUCCACGGCGCGCCGGCUGCCGCGCAACAUGAAUGGCUCACUGUCCGACCGCCUCUCGCGCACCGUCUCGCGCUUCAUGCCAAAGGUGGUGACGUACAACGAGAGCUACACGUAUGCGCUGCGCGCGGCCUUCCUGCAUCACCUGCUGCAGCCGCGCGCCAAGCGGAAGCAGUACCUGGCGGCGGCGCCGAAGGCGAUCAGCCACCGGGCGUCGACGAUUGGGGAUCUGGUCAAGGACUUCUCGUCUGGGGUUGGCUCGGCGAAGAGCGCCAAGCUGCCGCAUGGCUUUAUGGGGCCGCUGGAGAAGCGGAUGACGGGCGUGCUGAUGAUGAAGGAGCGGUUGCCGGGGUAUAAUGAUCCGGCGGUCAAGAGGAGCUUUGCGGAGGCGUAUACGGCGUUCACGGAGGCGACGUUUAGGAGGCGCAUGGAGCAGGAGAGGCGCGUGGAGGAUUUGGUGCUGAUUUUCUACUCGAAUGCGGUUAAGUCGCUGCAGAAGGGGAAGUCGCCGGGGGAUGACUCGUGGAAAAAUCUGCUGGAUCGACAUGUGGCGUUGUUUCUGAGGUUGUUGAGCAAUACGAUGAAGGAUCAUGGGUAUGAUAAGGAUAGGCCAGAGCUGAUGAGUCGGCUGGCGACGCUUGAGAAGAAGCUUCUGACGGACGACCAAGACUUGUCGUCUGGUGCGGGGCCUAGCGAUUCGUAUAUUGAGGUUGUUAACCCGAUCAGCUACGAUGUGAAGGAUAUGCCGAUGGUGCAGGUUGUGGGACGCAUAUUUGGGAUGCGGAACUCGCAGGUGCAGUCUGAUAUCGAUGCGAAUAAGAAGUUCUGGACGGAGGAGGUAGCCCUGACGGAGCUGAAAUCGUACCAGCAGUGCAUCAACUCGCAGUCGGCGCGCGCCCUCUCCUCUAAUGACUUUGUUGUUGACGAGGGGUAUCAGGCGUGGAAGAAGGCGGAGAGUCAUGACCUGUCACAGAUGAUGCUGGGUAUAUUACACGUCAAGCCCGAAUUGGCCAAAUCAUCCUCGGCGAGUACUAAGCCUGGCGCUCUACCGACGACUGGGCUCAACAAACCACUGCCUACUAUUAUACCCAUGCAACCAGAUGCCGGUUAUUAUAAUACGAUUUCGAGCCCGACAGAGCGCACGUCACGAUCAUCAUUUAGCCAGACGCAGCCUGGAGAUAUGGGCGGCUUGUCAUUGAGCGAUGAACCGUCUAGCCGGCUGUAUCUCGAAGAAGUCAGCUUCGUGUAUAUCCCUCCGGACCCACGGGCAUACUACAGAUCCAUACUCAUGCACGCUGCUACAUACGAUCAACUACAUACAGAACACAAUGCAGAGAGCGGCGCCCCCGCACCUCCGCUUAGCAUGCAAUCCCUCGAACUCCUCACCGAGCUCGCGAUUAGAUGGCGCGUCCCGCAGUUCUCUCGGCUGAUCCUCUACCUCGACGUCUCUGUGCAGCGCUUCAAGGACCGGGAAAUCGGGCUUGAGGAGCUCGAUGCGGCGUUUGAGAUGAUUAAGAACCCACCCGCAGAGACCAAGAAGUCUAGCACGCUCGCACAUGCGGGUGGACUGCAGUCCAUCGACCGCUCGCACUGGACUAUCAAUGACCUUGCGCUGUAUCGACAUACGCUUGUCAGUGUCCACGAUUCGCUAUUGCGGGAUUUGUAUGAUGUUCUACAACACUGCUAUGACUCGAAGCCGCCGUCGGUGGGGCCGGUGAUGGUGAUUCUGGAGAGCCAUAUUUAUAACGACGAGUGCUUCCAGCAGAGCCCGGAGCAGGUGCAGGGUUAUAGCGAGCAGCUGGAUAGGGGGUUGAGAGAGCAGGCAGCAGCGGUUUACCGAGGAUACCUCGAGGCCGAGGUGCCUCAGAACCAGGAGGAAUGGCAGUUCUACCACGUCGUGCAGCUAGGCAAGUCGGUGGUGAAGCUGUGCACUCGGAUCCAGAAGCGAUACAAGAAGAACCCGGAGUUCAUGGGCGUCAACCCGCUGACGGUGCUGGUGGAGACGGUGUUCCCGAGCUUCGAGAACGACGCAGCGGACCUGAUCCAGCGGAUCCUGAACGUGGCGCACGCCAAUAACUCCGAGGUCGACCUAGAGGACGGCUUCGCGCUGUAUAAGGAGCUCGUGGAGAUCCGGCGCAUCCACCAGCAGGCGCUGCCAGACGUACCGUUCGCGUUUCACAUCGAGGACGCGCUGGCAGACUUUGUGUGGCGCUGGAUCAACGUGGCGGACGUUAAGAUGGUGGAUCUAGUCGAUCAGGCGAUCCUGCACGACAAGUUCGAGGUGCGCUCGGAGAACCCGACCGAUAACGAGCGACACAGCGUGUCGGCCAUCGACGUGUUCCGGCUGUUCAACGAGACGACGGACCAGAUCUUCCAGCUCAACUGGGACGACGAUGUGCAUCACGCCAAGUUCAUGACGGCGCUGUCGAAGUCGUUCGGGGUGGGCCUGGCGCGGUACUGUGAGGCGCUCGAAGAGCGGUUCACCAAGGAGAUGAACCGGCUGACUCCCGAGCAGGAGGCGACGGCGAAACAGUCGAAGCAGGACCGGUGGAUGCAGCUCGCCAAGGAUGCGUGGAACAACAAGGAGAAGAUGGAGCCGUUCCAGUUCAACCCGCAGUCGCUGGUAAAGCUGAACAACAUCGAGUUCGCGGUGCAGCAGCUUGACAAGCUCGAGAGGAUAAUGAAUGUCGACGCGUGCGCCGAGGUGCUGCAGCGAAAUAUCACACCCAAGGAGCAGCAGCAGAUGCGCAGGCCGAAUAAAUACGUCUUCACCGUCAAGAUUGUGGAGGGCGAGGACCUCAAGGCUUGCGACACCAACGGCCUCAGCGACCCGUACGUCAUCCUCGGCGAUGAGUUCAAGAAGCGCCUGAUGAAGACGCGGGUCGUGCCUAAGAACCUGAAUCCCCGCUGGGACGAGUCAAUCGACAUCAUCGUGUCCGGCCCCGUCAACAUCGUCGCUACGAUCUGGGACUUUGACACCUUCGGCGAUGACGACCUGAUGGGUCGGACGUCGCUCAAGCUCGACCCGUCACAUUUCUCGGACUACCUCCCUAAGGAGUGCUGGCUCAACCUCGAUACGCAGGGGAAACUACUUCUCCGCAUCAGUAUGGAGGGUGAGCGCGACGACAUCCAGUUCUACUUUGGCAAGGCCUUCCGGCUACUCAAGCGCACCGAGCGCGACAUGAUUCGGAAGAUCACGGAUAAGCUCUCAACCUACAUCAACCUCUCCCUCUCGCCCGACGCCCUUCGCAGCCUCCUCUCCCGCGGCAUCUCCCUAACCAGCAUGUGGAAAACCCGCCAUUCCCUCCCCCCCCACCCCUCCCCCUCGACAUCGAAAACGCCCUAA
This is a messenger RNA of Pseudogymnoascus destructans, 4752 nucleotides long. RefSeq lists its product as uncharacterized. The transcript is spliced from 2 exons. The record is from RefSeq and is a predicted model, not a curated record. Bases 1378 to 4752 code for a protein of 1124 amino acids. Lineage: Eukaryota; Fungi; Ascomycota; Leotiomycetes; Thelebolales; Thelebolaceae.